AAAAUUUUCUCCGACACGACGGCAGAAAAAAUCUUUUUCUCUUCUCGGCGUCCAUUAGUCGGCAAGGUUGGUUCUGUGAAAGUUGAUUAACAAAAGUGCUUAUUCUGCAUAAAGUGUGGUUGUAUUUUACACCAAAGUGUGUAAAUUUUGAAGUUCCGCAUUGGCCAUAGCAAAAUCGUGUACCGCCGAGAGAAAACAGUACCGGACGCGUAGGAUAUCUGAAAAUGCCGGCUUCCGGAACAUUCAAACUGUUCAUCGGCAACGUCGAUGAAAAGACGCAACCAUCCGAUUUGCGGCCGCUGUUUGAAAAGUAUGGAACCGUAGUCGAGUGUGACGUGGUGAAAAAUUACGGUUUCGUGCACAUGGAAAACGAGGAUCAGGGCCGAGAUGCGAUUCAGAAUCUGGACGGGUACGUGGUCAACGGUAAAGCGAUCAAGGUGGAAGCGGCCAGGAACCGUCGCGCGCCGAACGCAAAUACGACCAAGAUUUUCGUAGGCAAUUUGACCGACGUUACACGCGCUCCGCAAGUUCGCGAACUGUUUCAAAAGUACGGUACCGUCGUCGAGUGUGAUAUCGUGCGGAACUACGGGUUCGUCCAUCUGGAUCCGACCGGCGAUGUUAACGAGGCGAUCCGUGAGCUCAACGGUAUGAUGGUGGACGGUCAACCGAUGAAGGUCCAGGUGUCCACCAGCCGGGUUCGGCCAAAGCCCGGCAUGGGGGAUCCGGAGAUGUGCUACCGGUGUGGCCGCUCUGGUCACUGGUCCAAGGAGUGCCCGCGACUGCUCUUCUCCGAAAGUAGAUUCCGCGAUCGACCGAUGUACGCCAGGGAUCCGUAUCCACCGCCGCCGCCGCCACCGUUCCUUCGCGAUCGCAUUAUGGAUGGAUUUAGGGAUACCUUUGACUAUUACGACCGGUACGAUGACCCCAGAGAUCUGUUCGAGCGGCGGUACGGAAUCCGUGGACGCGACUUUCCCCCCCUGAGGAGCCGCGAGCCAAUGCCACCGAUUCCGCCGUUGAUGCGUCGCAGUGCCGUGGAAAGCAGCCGCAGCAGCCAGUACGAUUCGAUCUUCAGUCGUCGCACGCCGCCACCGCCGAGCCGCAACGGAAGCAGCAUCAGUCGUUUCGGAGUCUACGAGGACUUCAGUCGGGACUCGUUCGACGAUCGGCGACAGGGCUUGCGGGGACCAUCGCCCACCCAUCGGUACGCUCCGUACUGAGACGAGACUGCUAGCAAUGGGCGAUUGCUUCGACCUAAUACAUACUUUUACGAGACACGCUGAGAAAUCUUAACAAAAUUGAUGUUCGUCACAGAUUAGGUAUGUAGCACAGUAUCGUCUUGAGAGGUAACGGAACCUGUAUCUGUAAUUUGCUUAAUUUUCCCCAAAUUUUCUACAAUAUCUCUUUACGUUAAGGCAUCUUAAACAUUUUUAAUCACGGAAACCACGCAAUAUUGGGUGACAUGAAAUCUUUGUUGCAAACAAGAAGUUUAUUUGAUACUUUGGCACGAUAAAUGCCCUAAAUAAGCUAUUUAAAGAAACAGACAUAAAGUUAGGUUCUACCAGUCUUAGUGGAUUCCACCACAGUUUUAAUGUUCUCUCAUAAUGAAAGAAUGUGUUUAAUUCAAAAUUUGUGUAUCCAGACAGUCAUUGAAAAAAAAAUACAAACAAGUUACUUAGGAAAAAAAACAUCAGAACUAAACACAGAAGGUAGGAAAUGGUUUCCUAAGAUUAUUCUCCUAUGUAUUGGUAAACAAUAAUAAAAAACGAUAAUAAUUAUCGCUAUGAAAACGUAA
Aedes albopictus (Asian tiger mosquito) is the source of this 1792-nucleotide messenger RNA. It is a transcript of the gene lark, whose product is annotated as RNA-binding protein lark. NCBI's taxonomy places the organism in Eukaryota, Metazoa, Arthropoda, Insecta, Diptera, Culicidae. The record is from RefSeq and is a predicted model, not a curated record. The coding region runs from base 225 to 1217 and encodes 330 amino acids. The transcript is spliced from 3 exons. Gene Ontology annotation, cellular component: nucleus. Gene Ontology annotation, molecular function: zinc ion binding; mRNA binding.